AUGCUGGGGAGAAAAGAGUGUUUGAACCAUCGGCGCCAACUUCAACGACCAGCUCCGCCUUUCACCCGAAUCACAUGCCGGUUCAGCAGUGGCAGCGGGAUAGGGAAAAAUCCUAGUCCUGGCAGCAGGCCGAAAAAACAACCCUCCACCUCCUCCUCCCCAACUCCCUCCUCCCCUUCCUCCCCACAACAAGCUAAGGCUCUCCCACCCCCACUCGCCUCCUUCCCCUGGGCUCCCCUUCUCUCAUCUAUCCUCGCACGCUUCCACUCCCUGCUCUCCGUCUCCUUCUCCCUCCUCCUCCUGCCCUACCUCCUCUCCUCAUCCCUAGGAGAACUCGCCUUUGCUCUCAGGCAGCAGCAGGUGCUGCUGGCGGGGGCAACGGCGCUCACAGGUUGUCUGGGCUGCUAUUGGCUGAUGGAGCAAGCAGGGAAGGAGCUGGGCGGGCUGAUGAAGGGAGAAGGUGCUGUUGGCAAGGUUCUUGCACUUGUUGUCCAGCUCUGCCAAACCUCGCCCGCGAGCUCCGCCACCAGGCAGUUCGUGCAGCGCAACUACGCGGACCUGAAGCAGCAGAACCCGCACCUGCCCAUCCUCAUACGCGAGUGCAGCGGCGUGCAGCCGCGCAUCACCGCGCGCUAUGACUAUGGAGUGGAGCACAGCAUGGCACUGGAAGGCCUGUCUGAGGAGCAGAUAGAUGGCAAGCUCAAGGAGUUGCUGGACCUGGGCAAGAUGGCCGCAGCAGAUGCAGCAGCAGCCAAGCAGUAA
This is a messenger RNA of Closterium sp. NIES-65, 762 nucleotides long. The record is from the annotation of a GenBank genome assembly. Lineage: Eukaryota; Viridiplantae; Streptophyta; Zygnematophyceae; Desmidiales; Closteriaceae.